GUUGGGCUGGGAAACAGCAGGAUUGUCUGGGGCUUCCAGACCGGGAGGGAAGGAGUAGGUGCGGGAGGCAAGGACUUGCCUCCCUCCUCGUCUCCUCUUGCCUCUCCCCUGGAUAGGGGCUGCUCUUCAAUUUCAACAGUGAUCCAAGAAAUCCAGAGGGAGAGCAGCAGGCCGGACAGGUGAUCGGGGAAGCUUCGGACUGCCUGAGGAGCAGGCAUGGGGAUUCUUUACUCCGAGCCCAUCUGUCAAGCGGCCUACCAGAACAACUUUGGUGAGGUUUGGAGGUGGGUGCGAGAAGACAACAAUUACGUGAAUAUCCAAGACAGCUUCAACGGAGACACCCCUCUGAUCUGUGCCUGCCGGCGGGGACAUCUGAAGAUAGUUAGCUUCCUUUUGAGAAGGAACGCAGAUGUGAAUGCUAAAAAUCAGAAAGAGAGAACGUGUUUGCAUUACGCUGUGAGGAAGAGGUUUACAUUCAUCGAUUAUCUACUCAUCGUCAUCUUAAUGCCAGUUCUGCUUAUUGGAUAUUUCCUCAUGGUGUCCAAGACCAAACAGAAUGAAAAUCUAGUCAAGCUGUUACUGAGAGCUGGAGCAGAUGUCAACGCUGUAGACUCUGCUGGUUGUACGGCUCUUCAUUAUGCUUGUGAAAUGAAAAAUCAGAACAUCGUUCCGUUACUGCUCGAUGCCCAGGCAGACCCGAUGCUGAAGAAUAAGAAAGGCGAGAGCCCCUUGGACAUCGCACAUAGGCUGAACUUCCCCCAGAUCGAACUGAUGCUAAGAAAGGCCUCCUGACCCUUCUGAUGGAUGCAUGGAGCAAUCAGUGGGCAAUCAAUUGGAUUCGUCAUUCAGGUCCACCUCUUGUUUUCUGUCUGACUGUGGGCAGGUCCCCAGCUCUCCCUCUGCCUUAGUUUUUUCACCUGUGAAAUAGGACGACAGUGGUUGCCAUCGGCCGUAUUGAUAACACGCGGCGUGUGGCGACUUCUUCUGACGUGAAGAGCAGAGUGUAACUGUGAUCCUUCAGAAACUGAAGCCACAGCAAUUUUGCGGACCAUAAAGGACUCAAUUUGGCAACUCAACCAAGACAAGGACUAAUCUAGGUUUUUUGCUUUUCAAAUUUGGGCGGCUCAAUUCUCCAGGGGAACGGGAAAGGGCGAGGGGAGGGGAAGGGAAUGUAUUCAUCUUUCCCAUCACUGGGACAUCCUGGCUUCUCCUCUAGCCCUCAGCUGAGCUUCUAGCUCCUCCUGGAGAGAAGAGCAUCAGCUAGGAGCUGCAGAGAGAUUUACUUGGAAAGAAACAUAGCAAAGGCUCUGUGUGUGUGUGGGUGUGUGUGUGUGCAUGUGUCAUUUAUAGAAAAAUCUCACUCUGAGCCCAGACUGCAGAGAGCCUUUACAAAUCAAAGUUGGAGUGCACAUGGCUAUUUGACUGGGUUUUCUAAAUCAUGAUUUGAAAAGAGACACUUGUAGUUCUGGCCUUGAUGGACUGAUUUUUCAUGACAAAUUGACUUUAGAUCAUCUAGGAUGGGUUAUCUUAGAGGAACUCCGCCAUUCCAAGCACAAAACCGAUGCCCCCAAGUCUUGUCCAUGGAGCAGUUUGACAGGGGUUCUGGGAGACGCCUUCCACCCGAAGGCAAAAUCUUGUCCUUAACAAGAGGGCAGAGGUUGGGGGUCGUUCCUGCGUCUGGCAGGGGCUCUGUAGAAGCCACUGUGCCCACUUCUGAUGCUCACCUAGGGAUCCUUAGUGGUCUUUUCUGAUGGACAGGUGCCCCCAUCUCUAGCAGCUUAGCUAAUCUGUUAGUCCAACUCUGUGAGGGAAAUCCGAACUGCACGACCACUCCGCUUUCUCCAGUAUCAUUGGUGCAAUUUCACUGUCAAGCCUGUCCUGGCUUUCUAAAGAAAUAAACCUGAAUUUGUGAAA
Molecule: messenger RNA, 1914 nt
Organism: Ornithorhynchus anatinus (platypus)
Lineage: Eukaryota; Metazoa; Chordata; Mammalia; Monotremata; Ornithorhynchidae
Gene: ANKRD22
Product: ankyrin repeat domain 22
Exons: 6
Coding region: 217-792 (191 amino acids)
Molecular function (GO): protein binding
Source: RefSeq, a predicted model, not a curated record